Messenger RNA from Fraxinus pennsylvanica, 567 nucleotides. Lineage: Eukaryota; Viridiplantae; Streptophyta; Magnoliopsida; Lamiales; Oleaceae. The record is from the annotation of a GenBank genome assembly.
AUGGAAAACAAACAGCCCAGGGUGCUCUGCCGCCGGAAACUCGAGAUCACUAGCAUGAGUACCAAUCCAGACAAUGAAUCGCAGAGUGCUUCUUCAAGUUCACAAGAUGCACCAAAACCACAGAUUGAAACGAUUCGCUUACCCACAGUUGAGGAAAUACGGGGUCAGGACAUUUGGAACAAUUGUGCUGUUCGCAGUGUUGUUAGUGGAGCCAUGGGAGGUGGGUUGGGGUUGUUUAUGGGCCUGUUUCUCGGGGCACUAGAUAAUCCAAUAAUGCAAGAUGAAAUGACUGGAAGGCAGCAAUUUAUAUACACUGCAAAGCAGAUGGGUCGAAGGAGCUGGAAUUCCUGUAAAACUUUUGCUGUUAUGGGUUUCAUAUUCUCUGCUGCAGAAUGUGUCAUUGAGAAGGCCCGGGCCAAGCAUGAUAUCACAAAUACAGUUGUUGCGGGAUGUGUAACAGGAGGCACAAUAUCUGCUAAAGGUAACCUUGAUAUAUUGUCAUACAAAUUCCUUCUUCCAUUUGUUUUUGGGGUUCAAUAUGUCAGAGUAUGUAGAUUUUUGUCCUAG